Messenger RNA from Balaenoptera musculus (blue whale), 1373 nucleotides. It is a transcript of the gene FGF6, whose product is annotated as fibroblast growth factor 6. The record is from RefSeq and is a predicted model, not a curated record. Gene Ontology annotation, biological process: animal organ morphogenesis; regulation of cell migration; cell differentiation. The transcript has 3 exons. Lineage: Eukaryota; Metazoa; Chordata; Mammalia; Artiodactyla; Balaenopteridae. Gene Ontology annotation, cellular component: cytoplasm. Gene Ontology annotation, molecular function: fibroblast growth factor receptor binding; growth factor activity. The coding region runs from base 248 to 874 and encodes 208 amino acids.
UCAACUCGGGUCGGAGUGAGCGGGCCAGCUAGACCGCGUCGCCAAGCCAUGGUCCGUACCGGCCACGGCUCAGCCUGGGUCCCUCUGCUCCAGACCCGAGUGCCCAAAGCAGGCUUUUGUUUCAUGCCAGCAGCCUUCAACCGCCUUCCAAAAAUAAGCCCCUGCCGCCAUGCCGAGGGGAGAAAAACAAGAAGGGCGGUAUUUUUAGGGCCAUUAAUUCUGACCACGUGCCUGAGAGGCAAGGUGGAUGGCCCUGGGACAGAGGCUGGUCAUCACUAUGUCCCGGGGAGCAGGACGUCUGCCGGGCACGCUACGGGCUCUCAUCUUCCUCGGCGUCCUCGUGGGCAUGGUGGUGCCCUCUCCCGCGGGCUCCCGCGCCAACAGCACGCUGCUGGCUUCCAGGGGCUGGGGCACCCUGCUGUCCAGGUCUCGGGCUGGGCUGGCUGGAGAGAUUGCUGGCGUGAACUGGGAAAGCGGCUAUUUGGUGGGGAUCAAGCGGCAGCGGAGGCUCUACUGCAACGUGGGCAUCGGCUUCCACCUCCAGGUGCCCCCCGACGGCCGGAUCAGCGGCACCCACGAGGAGAACCCCUACAGCCUGCUGGAGAUUUCCACAGUGGAGCGAGGCGUGGUGAGUCUGUUUGGGGUGAAAAGUGCCCUCUUCGUUGCCAUGAACAGUAAAGGAAGAUUAUACACCACGCCCAGCUUCCAAGAGGAGUGCAGAUUCAGAGAGACCCUCCUGCCCAACAAUUACAACGCCUAUGAGUCAGACCUGUACCGAGGCACCUACAUCGCGCUGAGCAAAUACGGACGGGUGAAGCGGGGCAGCAAGGUGUCCCCGAUCAUGACCGUCACUCACUUCCUCCCCAGGAUAUAAGGACCCUGAAGGAAGGCUCACAGGUGGAAAGCAAUGUCUUUUCUGUUGGAAUUUUGCACAAGUGAACAAUUCCCCCCUCCUCCCAUGCCCCCUUAUUUGGGCUCCUUUUGUGCUUGGGGGGACCUGAGUCGGUUCCCUUGGCCACCGGACCCCAUGACAUGUGACCCACCCAAGUAAGGGGUUGCAGCCGGCAUCCUAGAAUGGCAAUGGAUCCCAUGCUCUGACCUCAUCUGAGGAAAGACGGUCCAGAGACACUUGGGGGAUGGGACCUUGGACACAGGAAAAGGCAGGGAGGAAGCAUGUGUGUGCUGAUGUAUAUCUCUACAUCCUGGUAUGUAUCGUCAGAACCAAGGCAUCUCGGAACAGCAGACUUCUUCCUCCCAGGGUCAUCGCUGCAGGAAUCUGCCUGCAGGAAUGCCACCUGUCAACCCAGCAGGAUUGACACGUGCUCCCAUUCUGCCUCUUUCCAAUCACCUUUCCAUUCAGAGGCCACUGACUG